Scatophagus argus is the source of this 7596-nucleotide messenger RNA. RefSeq names its product nuclear receptor coactivator 3-like. The coding region runs from base 258 to 4862 and encodes 1534 amino acids. NCBI's taxonomy places the organism in Eukaryota, Metazoa, Chordata, Actinopteri, Scatophagidae. The record is from RefSeq and is a predicted model, not a curated record. Gene Ontology annotation, biological process: positive regulation of transcription by RNA polymerase II; cellular response to hormone stimulus. Gene Ontology annotation, molecular function: protein dimerization activity; nuclear receptor binding. Gene Ontology annotation, cellular component: nucleus. The transcript has 23 exons.
UUUACCCAGAAGCCAUCGCGACGCCUCAACUUACAGAACUGGCUUCUUGGGCUUCGGGAGUGUUUCCCAUUUAAACAAACAGUGCCGAAGAUGGCGGAGAGUUAACGGUGUAAAGAAGAAAUUAUCGAUCCGGCAGCGAUACGUCCAGGAGACUCUAUUGACCAGCCCACAUUGGACCACACCCCCAGAGUGUGGGGAGGGGGGAUCUGAUCGUCCAUCAUCUCAGUGCCGUCACAAGGUGCUGAUAUGUGUACACGAUGAGCGGACUGGGGGAGAACUCCAUGGAGCCUCUGAGCUCAGAAAACCGCAAACGCAAGCUCUCCACUUGCGACACGCCUGGUCUGGGGUGUGAGAGGAAGCGGCGGGAGCAGGAGAGCAAAUACAUAGAGGAGCUAGCGGAGCUGAUCUCUGCCAACCUCAGUGACAUCGACAGCUUCAACGUGAAACCAGACAAAUGUGCCAUCCUCAAAGAGACGGUGCGCCAGAUCCGCCAGAUCAAAGAGCAGGGAAAAGCAUCAUCCAACGACGACGACGUUCAGAAGUCAGACGUGUCCUCAACAGGUCAGGGAGUAAUCGACAAGGACCACCUGGGGCCGCUCCUGCUGCAGGCUCUGGACGGCUUCCUGUUUGUGGUGAACCGGGAGGGAAGCAUCGUGUUUGUGUCGGACAACGUGACGCAGUACCUGCAGUACAAACAGGAGGAGCUCAUAAACACCAGCGUGUACAAUAUUCUCCAUGAGGACGACAGGGAGGAGUUCCACAAGAACCUGCCCAAGACCAACAUAAAUGGAGUGUCGUGGGGAGGCGAGGCGGCCCGACAGAAGAGUCACACCUUCACUUGCCGGAUGCUGGUCAAGUUUGGUCAUGGCCACGGCCCCAUGGAGGAGGGGCCAGGAGGGCCACGCUACGAGACCAUGCAGUGUUUUGCUCUUACCCAACCCAAGGCCAUGAUCGAGGAAGGGGAAGACCUUCAGUCAUGUAUGAUCUGUGUGGCCCGUCGAGUGACAGCCAUGGAGAGGACGGAGAGUUUCAAUACGCGGCAUGAGCUCUCAGGUAAGCUGAUCCAGAUCGACCAGAACUCUCUGCGAGCAUCAAUGCGUCCAGGCUGGGAAGAUUUACUGAGGCGUUGCAUUCAGAUGUUCCUUCAACACAGUGACGGGCAGCCCUGGUCGCACAAACGCCACUACCAUGAGGCCUUUCUCCAGGGUCAUGCUGAGACUCCCUUAUACCGCUUCUCCCUGUCCGACGGCACUCCAGUCACAGCCCAGACCAAGAGCAAACUCUACCGUCACCCCAUGAGCAACGAGCCACAAGGCUUCAUCUCCACUCACCUACUGCAGAGAGAACCAAACGGUUACCGCUCAGCUCAGGGUGGCAGCAUGAUGCCGAAUGCUAUGAGACAACAGGGCAUGGGAGGCCCUAACCCGAAUGCCCAAAUGAAUAUGAACACCGGUGGAGGGAUGGCGAUGGGGAGCAUGGGCAGCAUGAGCAGGGGCUUUGGCAUGAACGAGCAGGGCCACAUGGGUCAUAUGGGCCCGAUGGGAAGCAGCUCUAUGUAUGGGGGGAACGGUGGAGGAGGAAGUGGAGGUGGAGGCAUGGGCAACCGCAUGAUGCAGAUGAAUCAGAUGGGGCAGAUGAAUCAGGUGGGGCACAUGAAUCAGAUGAAUCAGAUAGGCCCCAUGAAUCACCCAGGCCAAGGCAUGCAGCAGCACCCACAGCAGCCCCCGUUUCAGAGCAGUGGUGGCUUUGGGCUGAGUGGCAUGAACAGCCCAACAGGAAGCCCCAGAAUGGGAGGCCCCCAGCAGGGACUCUUGAUGUCGCCCCGUAACAGAGGGAGCCCAAAGAUGGGUGCCAACCAGUUCUCACCUGGAGGCAUCCACUCUCCUAUGAGUGGCAUUGUCAGCGGUGGUGGAAAUGGAGGGAGCACCACCACCUUCUCCAGCAGCUCCCUAAAUGCCCUUCAAGCAAUCAGUGAAGGAGUAGGGAGCUCCCUGCCUUCAACCCUAACGUCCCCCUCACCAGCCCUUAAACCAGACAGCUCCCCCAGCGUCCACUCCUCUUCCUCUUCUUCUCAGCCGAGUCAGCAGUCCAAACCAGGGCAAGAUGGCUCCAAAAGCCCAGCGGGAGGCUUAGGACCUGGGCCUAGCGACCAUCACCACCCCAUGCACCAUCACCACCAUCAUCAGCAUCCUCAGACUGAGAAUGCUGGAGAUCGACCAGACAGCCAGGCAACUACCGCAGCUAAGGAGCCUGGAGAGGGAACCAAUGAGGUGGGAGGGGUGAGCUCUGAACCCCCUCGGAGGAUGCCAGACAGUAAGGGGCAUAAGAAGUUGCUGCAGUUACUGACUUCCCCAACUGAGGAGCUGGGAAUAGGUGGCAGUGGGCCAACAGGGCCUCCUGUACCACCCCCACCAACCAGUAACAGCACUCCUGCAGGCUCAGACACAAAGGACCCCACUGGAGGCAUGACUAGCCCCUCAUCUACUGGGGUCUCCUCCUCUUCUUCAGCCAGUGCCAAUCCAGGCCAGGCAUCUGGGCCAGGAGGAGUGUCAACAGCACUGUCGUCAGCCCACUAUACCGGCUCACUGCAAGAAAAGCACAAGAUCCUCCACAAGCUUCUUCAAAAUGGCAACACCCCAGAUGAAGUAGCUAAGAUCACAGCCGAAGCUACUGGAAAGGUGUCACUGGGGAGCCAGGAGGGCGGAGAGGCUGGGACAGGAGGAUCAGGGGCCGGGACCGGAUCUGGGAUGACAGAACCCAAACAGGAGCAGCAUAGUCCCAAGAAGGAGAAGACUCAUGCCCUCCUCCACUACCUCCUCAACAAGGACGAUUCCAAAGAGCCAGCAGAUGUCAAGCCUAAACUCGAAGAGCUAGAUGGGAAGGGAGCCCCAGGGGCUGUUGGUGGCCCUGCACGUGCUGGCCCUGGAUCUGGACCUGGCCCUGCACCAGAACAUCCUGAGAGCAAAAUCAAAUCAGAGCCACCUGACGAUUUACACAAUCUGGAGUCUAUCCUUGGGGAAUUGAGGGGUUCAAGCUCUGACUUUUACCCGGAUCAGGCUGGAGGUGGAGGAGCUAACGACACAGGAAACAAACCCCAAGGUUGCCUUGACGACAGUCUGCGGGGGAGCCCAGGAAUAGGUCCAGGGCCUCAGGGGUCCUUCCAGAGGGCCAUGUCCAUGGAUGGAAAGCCUCCAGGUGUGCCUGGAGGGGGAGGUAGACGCCCCAUGCUCAUCAAGCAGGAGAACAUGAUGGGCGGUCCAGAUGGCUACCCGGGAAACAUGGGACCAAUGAAUAGGGGCAUGGUUCCCCAGAGGUCUCCCAUGGGGGGGUCAGGGGACUGGGGCAUGCCCCGCUCCAGCGCCAGCCCUGUGGGCUCAGCAGCGCAUCCUUCUAUGAUGCGCCCAGGCAUGGAGUACAAUAACAAGGGCAUGAUGUCUGGACCUAUGGUCAGCCGCGCCAACAGCGUACCAGGCACCAGGUCUAUGCUGCAGCAACAGCUCAUGGAAAUGGGAGGCUCUGCUGAUAUGGGUAUGGGUAUGAGCCCUUUCAGCCAGCAGGGCCAGCCCAACCAGUCCCCCUCCUGGUCAGACACUAUAAUGGGCAUGGAGGGUAACAGACGCCAGUUUGGCAACACCUUAGAUGAUCUCCUGGUACCUCCCACCACCAGUGAAGGUCAGAGUGAUGAGCGGGCGCUUCUGGACCAGCUGGACUCUCUGCUGAAUAACACGGACGGCAUCGCUCUGGAAGAGAUAGACCGAGCCUUGGGCAUCCCAGACCUUGUCAGUCAGACUCAGGGAGCUGAGCAGCAAAUGGAGACUUUUCCAGGGCAGGACCCAUCUAUGGUGUUGGACCAGAAACCUCUCUAUGGACAGGGCUAUCCAGGAUCUCCCACCAUGUCUAUGCAGUCUGGCUUUGGAGGGAACCCCUUACAGGGGCAGGCUCAGCAGGGAGGGUUUGGGCCCAUGCUCUCCCAUAUGGGUCAAGGUGGCAGCUUCCCUGGUAUGGGUGGAAUGGGCGGCAUGGGACACCCGCGUGCCAACAUGAUGAGACCCAGGAUGAUGACUGUCAACAAGCCCAUGAGGCUCCAACUGCAACAGAGGCUGCAGGGACAGCAGUUCAUAAAUCAGACACGACAGGGCAUGGCUAUGAAGAUGGAGAACCCAGGAGGCAACCCUGGCAUGAGGCCCAACAUGCAGCCUGGAAUGGGAGGACAGCCUGGCUUCCUCAACGCUCAGAUGAUGGCUCAGCGCAGCAGGGAGAUGGUCACCAUGCAGAUGAGGAGGCAGCGCAUGAUGAUGCUGAUGCAGCAUCAACAGCAGCAGCAGGCAGCGGCGGCAGCUGCUGCUGCUGCAGGAGGCUUCAGUCCCCCUCCAAACGUCACGGCUCCAGGUGGCAUGGACACCCCUAUGGGAGGCCCAAACAUGGGUCAGCCGGGCCCCCAGCAGUUUGGCUACGGUGGGAACUAUGGGAUGGGCCAGCAGGGAGACCCCUCAUUCGGCCCGUCAGGCAGCAGUCCUCCUAAUGCCAUGAUGCCCGGUCGCCUGGGACCUCAGAACCCCAUGAUGCAGCAGCACCCGCAGGGAGGCCCCAUGUACCAGAGCGCAGAAAUGAAAGGCUGGUCACAGGGAGGCAUGGGACGCAACAGUUCGUACCCUCAGCAGCAGUUUGGGCAACAGGGACCACCGGGGCAGCAGCAGUUUGGGCAGCAGGGGAAUCCAGCCCAGUAUGGGGGCAUGAUGAUGAACGGGGGCAUGGCAGCCAGCGGGGGAGGAGGUCACAUGGGCCAGAUGGGAGGGCAGAUGGGUAUGAACCCAAUGGUGAUGGGACGCAUGCCUAUGGGGCCUGAUCAGAAAUACUGCUGAGCAUCGUGACAGAAGCAUUCGUCUGACUGUCCAUUCAGAGACACGGCUGCAGCACUGGAGUGUGUGUGUGCGUGUGUGUGCGUGUGUGUGUGUGCGUGCGUGUGUGUGUGUAAUGCUGCACUCCCACCAGACGGGGGAGUGAGCUUCCUUUGGACUCAGUGCCAGUAACAGCAGUCUGGCCACCUGGAGACUGUCACAUACACACCUGAAAACAGGAUCGGAUCAGAAACACUGUGACACAUUUACACUCAUAAACACAAGACAGACAGCUCUGUGAUUCCUCUCAUAGACUGUGGUUUUGAUAUCAGACUCUCUCUGUCGGACCAAACAGUCCAAGUGGACAGACACUCGAGUAGAUCACAGACUCGAACGUGGACGAAUGUGUUAAGUCGUGCCCUCCAUCGUCGACUGUGUUCGGUUUGAAAAAGUGGGAUUCCCCUCUUGUUUCUGAACUGCGUGGGAUUUUUAUCCGCCGCCUCUCCGCUGCUCCUGCAGGAUCUCCGCGUUUGCGAAACACGGUUCCAGAUGAUGAGCCAUCAGAUUGUGACACUCAGAUGAAUGUCAUUCAGCAGUAGCACAUUGUUUUGUCCUCCAGGACGCCGCUGGGCUAAAAGUAUGACUGAAUUAGUCGUUGGCUGAUCGCACUUUAAGGAAAGGCCAACAUCAAAAGGAUUGUGGCAAUAUAGAGGCCUUUACCCGAGAAUUAAUGAAUAGCAGCAGACAUUUACUGUUUAUUUUUGUGUGUGUUCUCCGACUUUUCUCCGAGUGAUGGUGCUGUUGAUUGGAAAGGCGUAACCUUGAUGAUCUUUGCUCUAAAGUGGGAACCAGUAGAAAGGCAGUAAGCACAGAUUUUAUCCAACCCUCUCGUCUGCCAGUAAACUGAUUUAUUACUACAGGAGACAUUUGUAAGUCAUUUUAAAAUCGUUCUUUAAAAUAAACGACUUCUAUUAAUGUUCAAAACUCCACUUAUAUUUAUACAAAAAUACAUGAUGUGGUCAUUCCGUCACCCCAGAGGUAAUUUUUAAAUCCAGAUGUUACAAAUAUUUUCGUUACCUCGCGCCAAUUUUCAGUGUUACUGCAAGCGCAGAAAUGAAAUUGAUUGCCAGUCGUAAGAUUAUGUCUAUAUGAGCUCACACUGUAAGAGAAGGCGUACGUUAGAUUUCAGUGUAGGCGUGCAGAUUUCCAGCAAUAAUCCUUCCUCCUGGUUUUCCUCUGAGGACAAAGCUCAAGAAUCAUUUGCUCAAAGUGACGGCACUGCAGUAUUAGACAUGAUGUCUUGUUUGGAGGUUUUUGUUUUUUUCUUUUGUCUGUGAAUAUGAAUUGUAAAUAUGCUUCAAAUGUACUAUAUAUAAAUAUAUAUAUGCUUUUGUAGGUCACAUACUGUUUUGCACAGAUUGUAAGGCUUGAUAUUUAAAAGUGUAAUUUUCUUAAUCCGUCAUAGGUCAGCUUUUAUUUUCAAUACUUUAACCAUCGGUUGGAAAGGAAGGGCCUCCUUUUUGUAAGCAGUACGUGUAGAUUUUCUUUUCAUACUGCCACUUUCUCUCUCUCUCUCAGAAAACACUUAUUUUCUGAGGUUGUAGUCUUAGCUAAAGAGGUGCUAGUGUGUAAUUUUUUUUUUAAUAAAUUAUUUUUCCUCUGACAAAAAAAAAGAAAAGAAGAAAACACAAAAUAUGCCUAUUUAAAAAAAAAAAAAAAAAAAAAAAAAAAGUUGACACAUGAUUGUGUUAGGCUUCUAGAGGCCCGGAUGUCUUACCAGUAUGUGGGGGUUGAUAUUUUCUGAACCUCAUGCUUCCAUGUGUGACUUUAAGUUUCACUCCUGAGAUUUCAGUGGGUUGAAUUCUUGCAGCUUCAAGACUUGCGAUAUCAGUCUCGCCGUUUAGCUGUCCGCUAGGGCCUUUUAGGUUUGUUCACCGACAUUUAAUCCUGAUGGAAGCGACACAAGAAGUAGUCUGAGUCCCUGAUUACCUGUCAGAUGUCUUGACAGUGGUUUCUUUUUUUUUCUUUCGAGUUUGCCUUUAUUUUCAUUGUGUUUUCUGUGAAGCUUUUGUUGAGAAAUCUACCUUUGAACACAUGCUCAAUCCAAAGAUUUUAUUUGUCAUUCUGCAGUGCGUAGAAACAGUUCCUGACGUAGAUUGUGCAAGUACUCAUGCGUGCUUUUACUGUUGCACAUAACCUAUAAUAUACAUUGAACUAAAUAUGUUUAAUUGCAUAUAUUAUAUCCCCAUCUGUAUGACAUAGAUUAGACAUGAGUCUGGCUCUGCUGAGGUGGUUUGACUUUCUUUUUUUUUUUCUUUUUUUUUGUUUGUUUGCUUGUUUGUUUGUGAUCGUCUCUUCCUUUCUGUACAACUCAUGGCCAGUUGAAUUGUGGUGCUGCAAACGAUUAUUUCACAACAGAAUGUUGAGAUUUUCUAAGCUGGAAAGGAGGUUUCAUGAUUCAUGUCAUCAUAUCUCAGAAUAAAAGCUUGGAGGGUUUUUUUUUUUUCUAACCCCAGUCUCAUUGAAGGUUAUGAAAGUUUAGUCUAACAAAUAUAUAUAAAAAGAAAGAAAAAAAAAAGUGUUUUGCUUUAAAGAAGCUCAUUUAAGUGCAUCGUUGGUGGGGCUAAAGAAAAGAGAAAACACAUGGGGAAACAUACAGUCAUUAUUACAGGAUGUAAAAUACUAUUGCUUUUUUUUCUUACCUUGUUUCUUGAUGUUAAUAUCUAUGUAAAUACAAAUUUAUAUUUAAACAUUACAA